AUGCAAAACGAAGGUAAAGAACAACAAAAAGCCGGAGGUUUCUUCUCCUCACAAAACAAGAGAAGUGAAAUCAACGAAUGGAGAUUGGGCUUGGGAAAUGAAAAGGAAUCCGUCAGAAAGGAUACAGUCAAGAAGGUUAUUGCUGCCAUGACUGUCGGUAAAGACGUUUCCAUGUUGUUCACUGAUGUCAUCAAGUGUGUUGCUACCAACAAUAUCGAACUUAAGAAGUUGGUCUAUCUUUAUAUUAUGAAUUAUGCUAAGACUCAACCAGAUUUGGCUAUCAUGGCUGUCAAUCAAUUCGAAAGAGACUCUAACCAUCCAAAUCCUUUGAUCAGAGGUUUGGCUGUCAGAACUAUGGGUUGUAUCAGAGUUAACAAGAUUGUCGAAUAUUUGGCUGAACCAAUUAGAAAGACAAUCAAGGAUAAGGAUCCAUACGUCAGAAAGACAGCUGCUGUUGCCAUUGCUAAAUUGUUCGAUAUUAAUGCUGAAAUGGCUAUUGAGCAAGGAUUUGUUGAAGCUUUGGAAGAAUUGUUGACUGAUGACAACCCUAUGGUUGUUGCUAACGCUGUUAAAGCUUUGGAUGAAAUUUCAUCAACAUCAAGUGAAGUUAUUCUUGAUUUCACAGAAAAGACUGUCAAGACUCUCUUGGCUGCUUUGAACCAAUGUACAGAAUGGGGUCAAGUUUUUAUUUUGGAUGCUCUCUCAAAUUAUCAACCAAAAUCUGAUAAGGAAACUACUGAAAUUGCUGAAAGAGUUGCUCCACGUUUGCAACAUGCCAACUCUGCUGUCGUCCUUUCUGCUGUCAGAGUUAUUAACAAGAUGAUUGAUUUGAUUAGCAAUGAAAAUGAAAAGAAUGAAUUGAUCCAAAAGAUCUCUGCUCCUCUUGUCACAUUGUUGAGUGGUAACCCAGAAAUUCAAUAUGUUGCUUUGCGUAAUAUUGACUUGAUUGUCCAAAGUAGACCAGGUAUUCUUGCUAACAAUAUCAAGAUGUUCUUCUGUAAAUAUAACGAUCCUAUUUAUGUCAAGUUGGAAAAGUUGGAUAUUAUGGUUAAAUUGGCUUCUGAACGUAACGUUGAUACUGUUUUGAUGGAAUUCAAGGAAUAUGCCACUGAAGUUGACGUUGAAUUUGUCAGAAGAAGUGUCCGUGCUAUUGGUAGAUGUGCCAUUAAGCUUGAAAGAGCUGCCCAAAGAUGUGUUGAUGUUUUGCUUGAUUUGAUUCAAACUAAGGUUAACUAUGUCGUCCAAGAAGCUAUCAUUGUCAUUAAGGAUAUUUUCAGAAGAUAUCCAAACAAGUAUGAAGGUAUUAUUGGUAAGCUCUGUGAAAACCUCGAUACUUUGGAUGAACCAGAAGCUAAGGCUUCUAUGAUUUGGAUUAUCGGUGAAUAUUCCAACAAGAUUGAAAAUGCUGACGAAUUGUUGCAAAUCUUUAUUGAUACUUUCCACGAUGAAACUUCUCUUGUUCAAUUGCAAGCCCUUACUGCUGUCAUGAAGCUCUUCUUGAGAAGACCAAACGACACUAGAGAUUUGAUCAAGAAGGUUCUCCAUUUGUCUACUGAAGAAUCUGAUAACCCAGAUUUGCGUGACAGAGGUUACAUUUAUUGGCGUUUGCUCAAUGAAGACCCAGAAGCUGCUAAGGCUGUCGUCUUGUCUGAAAAGCCAGUCAUUAGAGAUGACUCUACCAACAUUCCAAAGACCUUGUUGAACGAAUUGGUCAAGCAUAUUGGUACUUUGUCAUCAGUCUAUCAUAAGCCUCCAGAAUUGUUCGUUGCUGGUUACAAGAAGAAGAAGAGUGAAUCUGGUGAAGAUAAGGAAGUUGAAGAUUACCUCAGAGAACAACAACACCAAGAUGCUGCUGACAGAACUACCACCCAAGAUAUUCUUGGUUUGGAUGACGUUUUGGGAAUGGGUACUGGUGCUCCAGCUCAAGAUUCUGGUGAUCUUGAUUUGGAUGAUGUUUUGGGUGUUGGUUCAUCUCAACCUCAAUUACAAUUCUCUGCAUCAACAUCUGCCAAUGCCAACGUUACUUCUCUCGUUCGUCCAGCUCCACAAAAGAAGUUGUUGCUCACUGCUGAUAAGAGCAAGGGUCUCCAAAUUUAUGGUGCCAUCAAUAGAAAUGCCAGAGGUGGACUCGAAUUCUUGGUCACUUUUGAAAAUCUUUCACAACAACCAAUCACUGGUUAUGCUUGUAAAUUCAACACAAACACUUUCGGUUUCGUCCCAGGACAAGUUCAAGCUAAUGGUAUUAUGCCUGGUCAAAAGACUGAUGGUAUUGUUCCAAUCCUCCCUGGUAACAAUGAAUCUGAUAAGGUUUCUCCACUUAUCCAAGUUGCCAUCAAGACUGAUUUGGGUGUUGCUUACUUUGCUGAUAGCAUUCCAUUCAGUGCCUUGUUCAUUGAAAAUGGUUCUUGUGAUAGAGAUACUUACCUCACUCUCUUCCAAAGCAUUCCAGAUGAAACUGAAAGCACUACUGAUGCUCCAAACGCUUCUGCUGGUAAUGCUAGCGCUCUCAUUUCUAGAUUGCAAGCUCACAACAUUUUCUUCGUUGCUGACCAUCAAGAUGCUGGUUUGACCAACUAUUACUUCUCUGCCAAAUUCAACUAUGGUACUGAAGAAGUUAUUGCUCUCUUGGAAAUUGUUGUUAGUGCCAACUCACCACAAUGCAAGAUUAAUACCAGAUGUGCUGAAACUCAAUUCAUCCCAUUCAUUGAACAAGAUGUUGCCAGAAUUGUUUCCCUCACUUUCUAAAUAAAUUAAACAUUUAUUCUCUGAAAA
Naegleria gruberi is the source of this 2772-nucleotide messenger RNA. Its product is annotated as adapter-related protein complex 1 beta 1 subunit. Gene Ontology annotation, biological process: intracellular protein transport; vesicle-mediated transport. Gene Ontology annotation, cellular component: membrane coat; clathrin adaptor complex. The transcript has a single exon. Lineage: Eukaryota; Heterolobosea; Eutetramitea; Acrasida; Naegleriidae. The coding region runs from base 1 to 2745 and encodes 914 amino acids. Gene Ontology annotation, molecular function: protein binding. The record is from RefSeq and is a predicted model, not a curated record.